AUGGCGGCGGGGCGGGGGCUGCCGUUGCCGGUGCUGCUGCUGGUGCUGCUGCUGCUGGUGCAGCCGCCGGGGCCGGGGGCGGCCCGGGCCUCCCGGGGUGCGGAGGGCCCGUCCCCCCCGUACACCCCGGACUGGGCCAGCCUGGACUCCAGGCCUCUGCCCGCCUGGUUCGACGAGGCCAAGUUCGGGGUGUUCGUGCACUGGGGGGUGUUCUCCGUGCCCAGCUGGGGCAGCGAGUGGUUCUGGUGGCACUGGAAGGGCGAGCGGCGGCCCGAGUACGACGGCUUCAUGCGCGCCCACUACCCGCCCGGCUUCAGCUACGCCGACUUCGCCCCCCAGUUCGCCGCCGCCUUCUUCGACCCCGAAGGCUGGGCCCGGCUCUUCGAGCAGGCGGGGGCCAAGUACGUGGUCCUGACCGCGAAGCACCACGAGGGCUUCACAAACUGGGGCUCGCCCGUCUCCUGGAACUGGAACUCUCAGGAUGUGGGGCCGCACCGGGACCUCGUGGGUGAACUGGGACGGGCCCUCCGGAAAAGGAAAAUUCGCUACGGAUUGUAUCACUCGCUGUUGGAAUGGUUCCACCCGCUCUAUCUCAUGGACAAGAAAAAUGACUUCCAGUCCCAGUAUUUCGUCCUCGCCAAGACGAUGCCAGAGCUGUAUGACCUCGUUAUAAGGUACAAACCGGACCUGAUCUGGUCUGACGGCGAAUGGGAAGCCCCGGACACCUACUGGAACGCCACAGAUUUUCUCGCCUGGCUCUACAACGAGAGUCCCGUCAGGGACGAGGUGGUGGUGAACGACCGAUGGGGCAAGGACUGUCCCUGCCAUCACGGCGGCUAUUACAACUGCGCGGACAAGUACAGGCCCGGGACCCUGCCGGACCACAAGUGGGAGAUGUGCACCUCCGUCGACAAGAUGUCCUGGGGCUACCGGCGCAACAUGGAGGUCCUCCAGCUCAUGAGCGAGGAGGAGAUCAUUUUGGAACUGGUUGAGACGGUGAGUUUCGGCGGCAACUACCUCCUCAACGUGGGGCCCACGAAGGACGGGGUGAUCGUGCCCAUCUUCCAGGAGAAGCUCCUGGCCGUGGGCGCGUGGCUGAGCGUCAACGGGGAGGCCAUCUACGCCUCCAAGCCCUGGCGGGUGCAGCUGGAGAAGAACGAGAGCAAAAUCUGGUACACAUCCAAGGGGGAGGACGUCUACGCCAUUUUCAACCAGUGGCCGGAGAAUAAUGUCCUGACGCUAACCACGCCCGUCGUCCACUCGGGCACAAAGGUGACCCUGUUGGGGUUCUCGGGGCAGCUGAAGUGGGAGGAGGCCUCGGGUCUCCGAGUCUCCCUGCCCGUGAUUCCCCCUUCAGCCCUGCCCACGGAGUUUGCCUGGACCAUCAAGCUGGAAGGAGUGAAAUGA
Messenger RNA from Ornithorhynchus anatinus (platypus), 1407 nucleotides. RefSeq names its product alpha-L-fucosidase 1 (gene FUCA1). The transcript is spliced from 8 exons. Gene Ontology annotation, cellular component: lysosome. NCBI's taxonomy places the organism in Eukaryota, Metazoa, Chordata, Mammalia, Monotremata, Ornithorhynchidae. The coding region runs from base 1 to 1407 and encodes 468 amino acids. Gene Ontology annotation, biological process: glycoside catabolic process; fucose metabolic process. The record is from RefSeq and is a predicted model, not a curated record. Gene Ontology annotation, molecular function: alpha-L-fucosidase activity.